CAUGACAAAGAAUUAAUAGUAAUUUAUAAGACUUAUACAGGAAUCUUUCCCAAAUAUUGCAAAAAGGUUUCUGUGGGUCACUUGGGCAGUUGUUUUAUAAAAUUUUAUAGACAAAAGCAUGAUGUUUGCUUGUUCCACAUGUGUACUCAAACAAAUGAUCAAUAAACGAUUCCAGUUAACGCAAUCAUACAUGAUGAAUUUUGUAUAACUUAACGUUAUUGACAAAACAUUGUAGAUCACAAAGCACAAAACCGAACACCAUCUUGUUUUAUGACGUGAGUACAACGUUUUGGAGCUCUUAGCUCAUUGGAUAAUUCACCUUUUGAGAACCAAUCAGCACGAGCAAAAUUAAGCCAAUCGGCAGCAUGCAUAUUCCCGAAAAAAGCAUAUAAGCACGAGAGCUCUAGGAUUCAGCAUCAGUUGCAUUUAACGCAUUGAGAGAGAGAGACGCAAAAUGAGAACCUCCAAGAUCAUCAGAUCUGCCGCCAUUCUUGGCACAUUUCUGUCAACAACAGGCCGGGCCCUGCAUCUAGACAUAUUUGAGUUGGGUAGUGAUGUAUGGCAGUUUAGUGAGGAGACGGGUGCCACAUUAGGGCGUGAGCUGUUGUCGCUCGGUGACAGUGUUUACAGCUUUACCACAACCACCUCUGCUGCUGCUCUGUCUUUCUUCUCGGCAACAGAUCUGCUCUUCUUUCUGGCCUUUCUGCUCUCUGUUGUUUCGUUUGUUGGUUGUGCUCAGUUUGUUCGUCAGUUCAACACUACACUGCAAGACCUAAGAGGAAAAAUGGCAGAUCUUGCAGAAGAAAACGUGCAGAUGAGGCUAAUUUUAACAGCUCUUAUGAACGAUGCCGAGGAAGCCGAGAAACUAUUAGCUUUGAAAUUGAGCGCCCUAUCCCAGGAACAGCAUAGCCUGGGCAAGUGGCUGAAUUUCCACACCGACAUGUUCAGCAUCAGAUUGAACAGCAUGGAGAGCCAAACCCACAAAGCACCACAGAGCCGUAGAUAUAGAAGAUAAAACAUUGGGCCAUAGUGAACAUGAACUUUGCUGUAGCAGUUGUUUUUUUUUUAAAUUAUUGAACAGUUUUAAAAUAUGCCACAUUAAAGUGAUGUUACCUGAA
Molecule: messenger RNA, 1118 nt
Organism: Saccostrea cuccullata (small rock oyster)
Lineage: Eukaryota; Metazoa; Mollusca; Bivalvia; Ostreida; Ostreidae
Exons: 6
Coding region: 455-1015 (186 amino acids)
Source: RefSeq, a predicted model, not a curated record